Phoenix dactylifera (date palm) is the source of this 1153-nucleotide messenger RNA. NCBI's taxonomy places the organism in Eukaryota, Viridiplantae, Streptophyta, Magnoliopsida, Arecales, Arecaceae. The record is from RefSeq and is a predicted model, not a curated record.
UCGCUAACGGAGAACCCCCUGCCUCCCCGGCAAAUCGGCAAUUCCAGCGGAAUUAGUAAUGCCACUGGCUCGAGUCUAACCUAUUCGUCUCCGCCGGCCCGCAGGAGUAGUCAGAAUCGGAAGAAGGGGAUUAUGGAGGGACAUUAGGGCCGACGUGGGAAAAAAAGGAUUCAGGAAGCGAGCGAUGGAGGAGGAUUCAUUGGGCGGCGAAGGUGGCGGCGGCGAUCCACGGCCGAGCCCCACGGCCUCGACGCGUAAGGGCAAGUCUUGCAAGGGAUGCCUCUAUUACUCCUCGCUCCUCAAAUCCGACGCCCGUAACCCCAUGUGCUUCGGCAUCAGCAGGUCUCUUCCGCAAGUACCUGGCUACAUUGUGGGAGAAUCUGAGAUGGAAGCUACGAAAGAUGGUCGUAGCCUUUCAGAUUUUAAAUACGCUUGUGUUGGUUAUGCAGUAUUCUUGGACAACAAAGAUAAAUCCACUGAGAAGGGAGAGAACCAGGCAGAGUUGCCAUUUUGUGCAGGCAUUGAGCUGUUGGUGGAUAGAAGAGCCUCAAAUGCUAGCCAUGUUCCUGCACAUGUUCACAAGGAAGGUAUCGUGAAACAUAGUAUGCUACCACUCGUUCUCAACCACGAGCAUACAAACCAGCACACUUCUCUGUGGAGGAGUUUUUCAGCAGGUUUUCAAGGAAUGCUGGACUGGUGGCUUCGGGUGUAGCUAGGAACCUCAAUAUACUGGGCAACUAUAUCAAAGAUCACAUUGAUGACAUUUUAUAUCCUUACCGCAGGCGACCGAAGUAGCGGGUCUAUCCCAACCCAUAUGUUUAAUCUCAACCGGGAAAUAACCAAUGCAAAGGGGGUUAUGGGUGUGUUACUAUUUCCAUUUUCUGUCAUAUCGGUUUAUUCUUGUAACUUGAGAAUAAUGCUUUUGUGAUAGUGCAAGAGACAAAUCAUUUAGAUGUUGCACAUGGAUUUGAUCAUUGCUAAUAGCGAUCAUAAAAGCUGAUCAAAGCAGUUCAUAGGUUAGCUAGAGAGUAUGACCAUAUUUUCCUCAAAAACCUUUUGCUUGUACCUAUGCAAACAAUCAGUAAUGAGCCAACAUGGUGGGUUUAUUUAUGUUCUCUUCUUUCCUCGGAAAAAGAAAAAAGAAAUUAUGUUC